UUCGCCACUGCCGCUAAUACCAUCAAAUCCUAGGGUUUAAUUUCAUUCAAUCCCCCAAAUAUACACAUUCACCAUUAAAUCGCCCAUUUCUGCAGAUGGAGGCAGUCAAGGCUACCGCCGCUUGGGUCGCCUCCCGCUCAUCCCACGUCACCCUCGACUCCUCAGGAAUCGAGAAUUUUGCGGAAAGAAUAAAGGAUUCGAUACCAAAGGUGGAGUGGAAUUUUGAAGGAACUCAUUAUUUCGACAAUGGUCCUCUCACUGUUCAGUAUCUGCUUGUGUUGGAUGCACUCAAUUUCUGCUUUUGGCCUGAUGAUGAAUUGAAUUAUGACCAUUUGGCUGUGGGACUUAAGGAAGCUCUUCAGAAUGAUAGCUCUGCUUUCGAUGCAGACCGAUUGCAGAAAUACACCGGUCUUGAGCUGCGCAAAAUGCUAAAAUGGCCUAGGCCACUACCUUUGGAGGAUGAAAGAGUGCGCUUAUUGCAUGAGGUGGGCUUUGAGCUCGAAAAGUCGUUUGAUGGGAAAGCAGAAAACCUUGUGAAAGCUUGUGAUAAAUCAGCUGUAAAGCUUGUGGAGCUCAUCACAAGCCACUUUCCUGGUUUCAGGGAUCACUCGGUGUACAAAGGUCACCAGAUUUUCUUGUAUAAGAGGGCUCAGAUAUUUGUUGCCGAUUUAUGGGGCGCAUUUAAGGGUCAAGGAUAUGGUGAACUCAAGGAUAUAGAGUCUGUGACGAUGUUUGCUGAUUAUAUCGUGCCUGCAGUUCUCCAGCAGCUUGGAGUCCUAAGAUAUAGUCCUUCGUUGUCUGAUAUUAUCGAGUCCAAUAGAGAGAUAACUUCAGGAACCGAGGAGGAGAUCGAACUUAGAGCAUGCACAAUCCAUGCCGUAGAGGAAAUAAAGGAGUCGAUCCAGAAAAAAACUGGGAACCAGGUGCUGAGUGCGGAGUUGGACCUAUGGCUAUGGGCAUACGGCAUUGCCUGUCCUUCUCUUCAACAUCAUCGAACACUCUCCAUUUACUAUUGAGGUUUGAAGGGAAGAGUUUGCUGGAGUUUUAGAGUAGCUUCUUAAUUAGAGGUUACUGUUAUAGUACUUAAAUUUUGCUGCAUAGUUUCUAUUAUUGUCACUGUACUAUAAAGAUGAAAGUGGAAUAAUGUUAAAUGGUUUUGCAUAUUAA
Molecule: messenger RNA, 1167 nt
Organism: Salvia hispanica
Lineage: Eukaryota; Viridiplantae; Streptophyta; Magnoliopsida; Lamiales; Lamiaceae
Source: RefSeq, a predicted model, not a curated record